Molecule: messenger RNA, 2362 nt
Organism: Lethenteron reissneri (Far Eastern brook lamprey)
Lineage: Eukaryota; Metazoa; Chordata; Hyperoartia; Petromyzontiformes; Petromyzontidae
Gene: UBE2W
Product: ubiquitin conjugating enzyme E2 W
Source: RefSeq, a predicted model, not a curated record
GGAAGGGGGACUAACGUCGCUCACGUGACCCGCGCUCCCAUAAUGCAGCGCGGCUUGGGAAGAUGGCGUCCAUGCAGAAGAGGUUACAGAAAGAGCUGAUGGCCCUCCAGAAAGAUCCGCCCCCUGGAAUGAAGGUUGAUGAGAAGAGUAUUCAGUCCUCCCUGACACAGUGGAUUGUUGACAUGGAGGGAGCAUCUGGCACUCUGUAUGAAGGAGAGAAAUUUCAACUUCUCUUUAAAUUCAGCAGUCGCUACCCAUUUGACUCACCACAGGUCGUCUUCAUCGGCGAGAACAUCCCCGUGCAUCCCCACGUGUACAGCAACGGCCACAUCUGCCUGUCCAUCCUCACAGAGGAUUGGUCCCCGGCGCUCUCCGUUCAGUCCGUCUGCCUUAGCAUCAUCAGCAUGCUGUCCAGCUCCAAGGAGAAGAAACGGCCUCCAGACAAUGCACUUUACGUCAGAACGUGUGACAAGAACCCAAAGAAAACGAAAUGGUGGUAUCACGACGACAGCUGCUGACAAAGGGGACCGACUGACAAAUGAACGAGGUGGAAGGAGGAAGAGGGGAACGAGAGAGAGCGAGAGAGAACGGAAUAUGAACCAAGUAAAGCAGAACCUCCAAAGCACUUUGAACAUUCUGAGUGAUUGCGAGGAAGCCUGACCCCAGCGUUGAUUUGCGUGAGUGUGACGGUGUCGCCACACACUAAUCCUGCGCUGCUCGGAGGGACAGCGGUACAAGCUCUCACUGACUUGCGUGGGGGGGGGCGGGUGCAGACUAGAGGUGGUGGGGAAGAGCAGGGCAAUUCUUCCCCGCUCCCAAAAAACAAACACAAAAACAACGAGUACAAGUACAAUUUAUUUUUUAUUGGUGAAACCUCAAAUUGGGCUGCAGGUGUAUUUUGAAUGUAGCUUUCUGUUAAAGGCAUCGGAGCUUUCCUUGCCAGUCCAGUGUCUCAUUUGCAUCUGUGGGAUUCUUUUUUGGACGACUGCACUGUUAUUUAUCUGGUCCCCUUGUAAACGAUGUUUAUUUUUUAUGGUAGUGUUGCCCGUGUUAGAUAUCAAUAUUGGAUAGGUUUACCUCCCCCUGUGGCCCAACAUGUUUCUUUGUUGUUGUAGAUGUUUAUAUCUACACUUUGUCAGUGCAAUAAAUGGAAUCAAAUCAUGCAUUUUGUCUAAAUAAAGAGUGUAUACAGUGGUAGUUUUGCGACUGAUUUUCUAAACAUAACUAUUCCAUCGAUUGCCAGUGUAUUAAAUGUACAUUGUUGCAGGCAAUGCAAAUGGCGAUACAGGCGAACUGUAUAUAUGUUCCUGUCCUUGGUGGAAUAUAAUGUUAAUGUGAGUCCUGUUCUCUUAAUGUUCAGUCUGAAGUGAUUUAAAGAAUUUGGACUUGCUUUAAAUCUCUUGUGCUGUGAGUGAGGAGGGAUUAUUUUAUUAUUUGCUCUGUAUUGUAACAUUAAAUAUACACGUGUUGGUAUACUACAUUUUGAAUGUGCUGUCAUGGUCAAUAAAAUGUUAAUGCCCACAUAUAAAAGCUACUUGAAACACAUUUCAAUUUUCCACAAGACACCAUGCUGGAGAGGUAACAUCCAAAGUAGAUUUGGCACAAUCGACCUAUGCGCUACAGUUAAGACCAGAACUACAUUGUUACUAUAAAAAUGGGCCCCAAAAUCGAUAGUCUGAAUGCCCUUUUAAGAUUGCAAUGUUCCCCACCUGAAAGCUCCAUGGAUGUGUACUUUUGUUGUACAUUAAGUAAAUGUGUCUAUGUACAUUACGCUGUACACUGCUUCAGUGUUCUGUGGUCAUGUAUGCAGUGUAUGGGAGGUUUUUUUCUGACCAUCGGUUACAUUUGAUCGGUGAAAUUCCCGUCGCUUUGUGCAAAAUUGCGAAUCUUGGGACGGGCAACGGCUGAACAACGACUGAACCCGCAACGGUGGUCACAUGCAAUCGGUGAGGGGGAGGGGUACAAUCACAACUAUCUCAACACUUGUGAUGUGUACCUUGCUCAACACGAACGCGUGGACUGUGUUGUGGCCUUGGUGGCCUUGGUGGGGUCGGGCUUGUUGGUGUUUACCACUCGUCGUGAAUUGCAUGUGCGUGUCGUCACACUAGCCGCAUUGUGUGGAAACUUUGAUUUGGAGGUAACGGCAGGGGGGCAAGCGCGACCCUGCUGUUCUUUUCGGUUGGAGCGUUGAGGAUGUAAGACUUGGAACACAGCCUUAUACUGAUUCUAAAAAUUUGUGUAUACUGUAUGAGUAAUUGAGCAUUUUCACGAGAUGUAAUAUUUUAAAAGCAGUAAAAAAAAAAACCUGGCCUAUCCUUUUUUGUGUGUGCGAGAGGAGAAAAUAAAAGAUUUUUUUUUCCAA